AACACACCAACAAUAAAGGGAAAAACAAAAGAUAAAGGUGCCUCGUCAAAGAUUAUUAAAGUGAAGACCAAGAGAUUCUCUCUCUAUUUGGCUCUCUACUUUACUCAUCCAACUACUUUGCUUCAAACAGCUCCCUUAUGUGUUAAUAUUUACUUUCUAUAAUCAAAACCAUCUAAACUGCCUCCACCAUGAUCAACUUCAUGAAUCUCUCACAAAUGGGAUCAAGCUCAGUAGCACCCCAAUUAUCUCCACGUUCUUUGAUUAGCCUUGUAUUAACAAUCAUUCUUUAUAGUACCAGUAGUCCUCUCAACCUGAUCAGACCGGCUCAAGCAAGCGUCUGCAGAACCUCAUGCGGCAAAGUCCCAAUAAACUACCCUUUUGGCAUAGACGAUGGCUGCGGCAGCCCUUACUACCGACACCUCUUGGUCUGUUCCGAAUCAGGCAAUCUUGAGCUCCGAACUCCAUCUGGUCGAUACCCGGUUCGAACCAUAAGCUACAGUACCGAUCCCCACAUUCUCCUCACGGACCCUUUCAUGUGGAACUGCCAAGACGGCGACAACUUCCGUCCAACUAGACCCGUCAGCCUCGACACGAGUACUCACUUGUCACUCUCCUCUCAAAACGAGUACCUUUUCUUCAACUGCAGCGAAAACGACGUGAUCAUUGAGCCCAAGCCCGUUUUCUGCGAACGCUAUCCUGAGCGAUGUGAUUCAUCGUGCGACAGUUCAGCCUACCUUUGCCGUCACCUGCCCGAUUGUGGCUCGACGGCGCUCAGAGGCGGUGGCAUGAGCGGUAUGUCUUCUACUUCUUGCUGUUCUUAUUAUCCGAAAGCAACCGAAUCUUUGAGGUUGAUGUUGAAGUAUUGUACGAGUUACACCAGCGUGUAUUGGAGGAACACUGGUGCAACUCAGCCUUAUGAUCAGGUCCCUGAAUAUGGGCUUAGGGUUGACUUUGAAACUCCCGUGACUACUAAUUGUCUUCGGUGCCAAGAUAUGAAUAAGGGAGGAGGGACUUGUGGCUUUGAUAUUCAUUCCCAGGAUUUCUUGUGCCUUUGUGAAAAAGCAAAUGUCACUACUUAUUGCAAUGAUCACAGCCUUACUCCGCAUAGGAAAGUAGGAGUCAUUGCAGGGACAGCAACUGCAGCAUCUGUGGCUGGAGUCUUAGGAAUUGGAGCUGGUGUUUGGUAUUUGAAGAAAGUGAGAGCAAAAGCACCAGUGACAUGUGGGGUACAAAGCAAUGAGAACAGGCUUUUCUAAAGACACACAAAACUGAUCAGUGAACAGUACACUUGCUCUUGCUCGUCUUGAUUAAUUAAUUAAUUUUUCUUUCUAAUUUUUCAUUAAUUUUUGUGUUUUUAGUUCAUCAACUUGUCUCUCCCAAGAUGGAUUUGAUUUUGUCUCUUCAUUUCACAAUGUUCUUACUUUUA
Humulus lupulus (European hop) is the source of this 1426-nucleotide messenger RNA. Its product is annotated as LEAF RUST 10 DISEASE-RESISTANCE LOCUS RECEPTOR-LIKE PROTEIN KINASE-like 2.7. Bases 189 to 1256 code for a protein of 355 amino acids. NCBI's taxonomy places the organism in Eukaryota, Viridiplantae, Streptophyta, Magnoliopsida, Rosales, Cannabaceae. Gene Ontology annotation, molecular function: polysaccharide binding. The record is from RefSeq and is a predicted model, not a curated record. The transcript is spliced from 3 exons.